Oryza sativa Japonica Group (Japanese rice) is the source of this 2890-nucleotide messenger RNA. RefSeq names its product CSC1-like protein At4g02900. Gene Ontology annotation, molecular function: calcium-activated cation channel activity. Lineage: Eukaryota; Viridiplantae; Streptophyta; Magnoliopsida; Poales; Poaceae. The record is from RefSeq and is a predicted model, not a curated record. Gene Ontology annotation, cellular component: plasma membrane.
GUCACGCACGCACGCACGUCCGUCGUGCCGGCCCCUCCCUCCCGUCUCUCGCCCAUAAACAAAACCAGCAAAAUCCCACCGCGAUCAUUCCCUCGUAAUAGCCAACGACGGCGGCGUCGCGAGAUCUUCUCCUCUCCCGGUUUUCCUACCGCCUACCGGGCUGGUCGAUCUGCCUCGUUGGCGGCCGGCCGCCGGCCGAUCGUGAUCUGACAGGACAGCCAUUUGCACGCGUCUCUCCCUCGUUUUACUACCAUCCACAGGAGGCCCGAAGUCACCCGCGUCUCGGCCCUCUCCGUCCUCGUUGCUUCCGACGCCGGAGGCCGAGAGACAGGCGACGCGCACGUCUGUCUGCGCCGUUGCCGCAGAUCAGCCUGACGAGAUACCAGCUCUACCAACAACUCCCGUUACUUCUCUGUAUGAUGCCUGUUCUGAACUGAGUCUUCAUAGAUAGAGAGAAAUGGGUUCUCUCACAGAUAUCGGCGUCGCCGCAGGAAUAAACAUACUGUCCGCAUUGGGUUUUCUUCUCGCAUUUGCGGUUCUCAGGAUACAGCCUAUCAACGACAGGGUCUACUUUCCCAAAUGGUACCUCAAAGGGACAAGAAGCAGCCCAAGAAGCAUGGGAACGGUUUUCUCAAAGUUUGUCAAUGCUGAUCUCUCGACGUAUAUCCGCUUCCUGAAUUGGAUGCCUGCAGCGCUGCAAAUGCCUGAGCCCGAGUUGAUUGAGCACGCAGGCCUCGACUCCGCGGUAUAUGUCCGCAUAUAUCUUCUUGGGUUAAAAAUAUUUGUGCCGAUUGCUGUGCUGGCAUUCAUUGUCCUUGUUCCUAUCAACUGGGCUAGUGGAACUUUGGAGAAGGAAAAGAGUCUAAGUUAUGAUCAAAUUGACAAGCUUUCAAUAUCUAACCUUGGAAAAGGAUCGAAAAGAUUUUGGGCACACAUAGUGAUGGCCUAUGUAUUUACGUUUUGGACGUUUUUCGUGUUGUAUCGUGAAUACAAGGUUGUAACAACUAUGAGAUUGCGCUUUCUUGCUAUUCAGAAUCGUCGAGCUGAUCAGUUUACGGUCCUGGUGAGAAAUGUACCACCUGACCCAGAUGAAACAGUUAGUGAGCAUGUUGAGCACUUCUUUGCUGUCAAUCAUCGUGAUCAUUAUCUCAGUCACCAGACCGUAUACAAUGCAAACACCCUUGCCGGUUUGGUUGAGCAGAAGAAAGGCUUGCAAAACUGGCUGGUCUACUACGAAAACCAGCAUGCUAAAAACCCUGCAAAAAAACCAACUAUGAAGACAGGAUUGUGGGGCCUUUGGGGGAAAAGAGUGGAUGCUAUAGAACACUACACCACUGCCAUUGAGGAGUUAUGCAAACAGGAAGAUGAGGAGAGACACAAGGUGAUCACUGAUCCUAAUGCUAUUAUGCCAGCUGCAUUUGUAUCUUUCAAAAGCCGGUGGGGAGCUGCUGUUUGCGCUCAAACGCAACAGACGAGCAAUCCAACGUUGUGGCUUACCGAGUGGGCCCCAGAACCUCGGGAUGUUUUCUGGCCUAAUCUCGCGAUCCCUUUCGUCGAGCUCUCAGUCCGGAGGCUUAUCAUGGCCGUUGCACUCUUCUUUCUGACCUUUUUCUUCAUGAUUCCAAUUGCAAUUGUCCAAUCAAUGGCAAACUUGGAUGACAUUGAACGGAUGCUUCCUUUCCUGAAACCUAUAAUAGAAAGAAAUUCACUGAAGUCAAUUGUGCAAGGUUUCUUGCCAGGAAUCGCAUUGAAAAUCUUCCUUAUACUUCUCCCAACAUUUCUUGUGAUGAUGAGCAAAAUUGAAGGUCAUACAUCACUAUCUGGAUUGGACAGGAGGACUGCGUCGAAGUAUUAUUUGUUCCUAUUUGUCAAUGUGUUCUUGGGGAGUGUAAUAACUGGAACAGCGUUCCAACAACUCAACAAUUUUAUCCAUCAGUCAGCUAAUAAAAUUCCAGAGAUUGUCGGAGAAUCCAUCCCCAUGAAAGCAACAUUUUUCAUCACAUAUGUAAUGGUUGAUGGCUGGGCUGGUGUUGCCGCUGAGGUUCUUAGGUUGAAGCCAUUGGUCAUGUUCCAUAUAAAGAAUACUUUCUUGGUCAGAACCGAGCGAGAUCGAGAGCAGGCCAUGGACCCUGGGAGCCUGGAUUUUGGCACCACAGAACCAAGGAUACAACUGUACUUUCUGCUUGGGCUUGUAUAUGCUGUCGUGACACCAAUUCUUCUACCUUUCAUCAUAGUGUUCUUUAGCCUUGCCUAUCUAGUAUUCAGACACCAGAUCAUUAAUGUCUACAAUCAGCAAUAUGAGAGUGGCGCGCAAUUCUGGCCAGAUGUCCAAAGACGACUGGUUAUAGCAUUGAUAGUAUCACAAAUCCUCCUGUUGGGACUGCUGAGCACGCAGGAAGCAGAGAAAUCCACUGUUGCUCUUCUUCCUCUUCCUGUACUGUCCAUAUGGUUCCACUAUGUUUGCAAGGGCCGCUUUGAGCCAGCGUUUAUAAAGUUCCCCCUGCAGGAUGCAAUGGUAAAGGAUACACUGGAACGGGCAAAUGACCCAACCCUGAAUUUGAGAGAGUACCUGAAGGAUGCAUAUGUGCACCCAGUGUUCCAAAAAAAUGACAUAUAUGAGUUUGCUGGCAUCGACGAGGAAGAGAAGAACCCCAUGGUUGCAACGAAGCGCCAAUCGCGAAUGAACACACCAGUAGAUAGCAAGUUCAAUUCCAGUUCUGGCACUAAUGAAGGAGAGUUCAGUCGGAUGGCUCCUACCUGAAGCUUGAUUUUUCAUCAGUCAAUGUAAACAUUUUGCAGUUUGGUAAUAUUGUAAAUGUUCAGGCAAAAAGGAAAUACAAGGUUUAAACAAUGUUGGAUAAGACUAUAUAGUAUGCAUGAUUAGCAGUUA